This is a messenger RNA of Enhydra lutris kenyoni (northern sea otter), 2569 nucleotides long. It is a transcript of the gene LPP, whose product is annotated as LIM domain containing preferred translocation partner in lipoma. The coding region runs from base 539 to 2383 and encodes 614 amino acids. Gene Ontology annotation, biological process: cell-cell adhesion. Lineage: Eukaryota; Metazoa; Chordata; Mammalia; Carnivora; Mustelidae. Gene Ontology annotation, cellular component: stress fiber; focal adhesion. The transcript has 14 exons. The record is from RefSeq and is a predicted model, not a curated record.
GGUGGGGAGGAAGGAGGGGGAAAGGCACCAACCAGCAGUCGCUCCAGCCCUGCCGAAGUUUCACUUUUUGUCUGUGGGUCCGCUCCCGGCCCCGCGCGAGCUUUCCCGGGAUAAGUAGCGUUAGCGAGCAGGGGAUAGCCGAGCGCUGCAAGGUGGAGACCUUGAGGUACAGAAAUACAGCUGAAGACAAGCCAGUCACCUGGUUCUCAUUUGAGGCCUUUUCUCGUUGUUCUCCUGGGCGUCAUCCUCAGAGGGAAGCAAUUUUUCUUCAGUUGGCGAGCAGAGCCAAAAGGGGCCUAGCCAGGACCACAGCACUGGUUAGUGGCAGAGCUUGGACAAGAACCCGGUUAUUAGUGAAUUCCUCUUUUCUUCUUUUGAUUUCCUGUGCCAGUUUCAGGAAUCUCAAGGGGUACAGUAUAGUGAUUCAGCAAGCCCACACGUCACUCAGCGAUCCUUGUGACACCGGCAUUGCAGUCUGCCAAACCUUGUGUUGUCUGACCAUUCCAGGAACUUGCUCUCUGAGUUCCAGAUUCCAACAAUGUCUCACCCAUCUUGGCUGCCACCCAAAAGCACUGGUGAGCCCCUCGGCCAUGUGCCUGCGCGGAUGGAGACCACCCAUUCCUUUGGGACCCCCAGCAUUUCAGUGUCCACACAACAACCACCCAAGAAGUUUGCACCGGUAGUUGCUCCAAAGCCGAAAUACAACCCGUACAAGCACUCUGGAGGUGAAGGUGACUUUCUUCCACCCCCGCCUCCACCUCUAGAUGAUCCUGGUGCUCUUCCAUCCAGCCCCGGAAACUUCCCUCCUCCACCACCCCUUGACGAAGGUGCUUUCAGGGCACAGCAGGGAAAUCCUGGAGGCAAGACCCUUGAGGAGAGGCGUUCGAGCCUGGAUGCCGAGAUAGACUCGCUGACUAGCAUCUUGGCCGACCUUGAGUGCAGCUCCCCCUACAAGCCUCGGCCCCCACAGAGCUCUACUAGCUCGACAGCCUCUCCUCCAGUCUCCACCCCUGUCACAGGACACAAAAGAAUGAUUAUACCAAACCAACCGCCUCUAACAGCAACUAAAAAGUCUACAUUGAAACCACAGCCUGCACCCCAGGCUGGACCCAUCUCUGUGGCACCAAUUGGGACACUAAAACCCCAGCCUCCACCAGUCCCCGCUUCCUAUACGACAGCGUCGACCCCUUCCAGGCCUACCUUCAAUGUGCAGGUGAAGUCAGCCCAGCCCAGCUCUCUUUAUAUGGCUGCUCCUUCAUCAGGACAAUUUUACAGCCAAGGCCCAGGACCCCAGGGCUAUAACACUCCCCCAGUUUCUAUCUCUGGGCAGUGCCCACCUCCUUCAACACGAGGGGGCAUGGAUUAUGCCUAUAUUCCACCACCAGGACUUCAGCCUGAGCCCGGGUAUGGGUAUGCCCCUAACCAAGGACGUUAUUAUGAAGCCUAUUCAGCGGGGCCUGGCUAUGGGGGCAAAAAUGAGACCGAUCCAGCUUAUGGUCAGCAAGGUCACCCAAACACCUGGAAGCGGGAGCAAGGGUAUACUCCUUCUGGAACAGGAAACCAGAACCCCCCUGGGAUGUAUCCAGUUGCUGGUCCCAAGAAGACCUACAUCACGGAUCCCGUUUCAGCACCGUGUGCACCACCGCUGCAACAAAAGGGUGGACAAACGGGUUCCAUGGGGCCUCCAGCUGUUCCCCCAUCAUUCCGUCCUGAAGAUGAACUCGAACACCUGACCAAGAAGAUGCUGUAUGACAUGGAAAAUCCGCCUGCUGAUGAAUACUUUGGCCGCUGUGCUCGCUGUGGGGAGAAUGUCGUUGGAGAAGGAACGGGGUGCACUGCCAUGGAUCAGGUCUUCCACGUGGACUGUUUCACCUGCAUCAUCUGCAGCAACAAGCUCCGGGGACAGCCCUUCUAUGCCGUGGAGAAGAAAGCUUACUGUGAGCCCUGCUACAUUAAUACCCUGGAGCAGUGCAGCGUGUGCUCCAAGCCCAUCAUGGAGCGGAUUCUGCGAGCCACCGGGAAGGCCUAUCAUCCUCACUGCUUUACCUGUGUGAUGUGCCACCGCAGCCUUGAUGGGAUCCCAUUCACCGUGGACGCUGGUGGCCUCAUUCACUGCAUUGAGGACUUCCACAAGAAGUUUGCCCCCCGAUGUUCUGUGUGCAAGGAGCCUAUCAUGCCAGCCCCAGGCCAGGAGGAGACUGUCCGGAUUGUGGCUCUGGAUCGCGAUUUCCACGUUCAUUGCUACCGCUGUGAGGACUGUGGUGGUCUCCUGUCCGAAGGAGACAACCAAGGCUGCUACCCUCUGGAUGGACACAUCCUCUGUAAGACCUGCAACUCUGCCCGCAUCAGGGUGCUCACCGCCAAGGCCAGCACCGACCUCUAAAUACAGUCACCUGCUGAGCUGCUUAGUUGGGGGCGCUGAGAAGAAGGAAGCACAAGACAAAGAUAAGAAAUGGGAAUAGACAGGAAAGGCAAUCAAGCCGUGAGAUGGUCUCUGUUCUUCCUCUAAUAUUAACCUUUCUUUAGAAGCACAUAGAUAAUGAGAUUUUUUUUUUUUUUAACGUUCUCA